Cotesia glomerata is the source of this 2189-nucleotide messenger RNA. RefSeq names its product octopamine receptor beta-1R-like. Lineage: Eukaryota; Metazoa; Arthropoda; Insecta; Hymenoptera; Braconidae. The transcript is spliced from 4 exons. The record is from RefSeq and is a predicted model, not a curated record. Gene Ontology annotation, biological process: adenylate cyclase-activating adrenergic receptor signaling pathway. Bases 837 to 2090 code for a protein of 417 amino acids. Gene Ontology annotation, cellular component: membrane. Gene Ontology annotation, molecular function: octopamine receptor activity.
GUAAGGGAGGAGGUUGUUGUAGACAUGAUCAACCGCAGUUCAUUCCGGCCUUGACAUCUGUGUGAACUACAUUGUGAUUUGUAAUUUAUACACAUGACUCGCACAUGAUUGAAGUAAACGUAACGAAAGAUAUUUAACAGUACAUAAAUUUUCGGUAUUUAUAAUUUGAAUUUAUUGGAUCAAGUAUAAAACUUUUUUUUUCUGUGAUAGUGCUGAAAGCUAUGUAUUUUAAAAAUUAAAAUACUUAAAAAUAUUCCAACAACCUUACUAGGCUAAAGUGAAAAUAAUCAAUAUUUCAUUACUAGUAAAAUUUAUAAUCUGAUGAAUUUAAUACGUCAUACGGGUGAUUUUAAUGUUGUUGAUAAUUUUUUUUCCUGUGAGGUUAUGAAACUUUUUAAAUUACCAUCGAUUAAAAAAUUAAAAAAAAUUUGUUUUAAUUUUAAUGUUUAUUAAAGUUGAUUAGUGAUUAAAAAUAAUAAAUUUUUUGCCUAAAAAUAAAAUGAAUUUUCAGACUUUUUACAAAGUAUUUGUUAAAUUUAUAAAAACUGAUUUCGAUUCUAAUGUAAUUCGAUUAAUUAAUCAGUAAAUUGAUGAUACAUUUCAUACAAAUUAUGUGAAUAAUGAUAAAUAAUGUUGCGUAUUGGGCAACAUAAAAUCACUCACUGGAACAAGCAAUUAUUCGAAUAGGAUGAAAUAUAUGAUCGCUCAUUCUAAACUAUUUAUUGUUAAAAGCAAGUCAUGACAAUGAUUGAUUUCAAUAACAUAAUAAUAUACAAAAAUGUGCGAGAAAAACUUAAGGUUCUCCAUCACAAGACUAAUUGUUGACAGGUACAAAAAUGGCAGUGAAUAUAAUUCCCCGAAGCAAUAAUACUGCUGAUAAUCUGUCAACUUCAUUUGAUACAGACAAAAGUUUAUCGUCUCCAAGUUACUUAAAAGACUUCGAAAACGUUAUUUUUUUCAUUAUAAAAGCAAUAAUAAUGAGUUUCAUUAUUAUCGCAGCGUUGUUUGGCAAUCUACUGGUGAUAGUCUCAGUUAUGCAACACCAUAAACUUCGUAUAAUUACAAACUACUUUGUUGUUUCAUUAGCUUUAGCUGAUAUGCUGGUUGCAAUUUUCGCAAUGACUUUUAACGCCAGCGUUGAGCUCUCUGGAAGAUGGCUCUUUGGUUAUUUUAUGUGUGAUGUAUGGAACUCACUUGAUGUAUUCUUCAGCACUGUGUCUAUUCUUCAUUUAUGCUGUAUAAGCGUUGAUCGUUACUAUGCAAUAGUUCAACCUUUAGAUUACCCGUUAAUAAUGACUAAUGUACGAUUGGGGACCAUGCUGGGUUUUGUUUGGUGCUCACCGACAAUAAUAAGCUUUCUCCCUAUUUUUGCUGGUUGGUAUACGACGCCUGAGCAUCUUGAGUAUCGUCGAAAAAACCCCGACCUAUGUAUGUUUCAAGUUAACAAACCUUAUGCUGUCAUAAGCUCAAGUGUCAGUUUUUGGGUGCCGGGAAUCAUCAUGAUUGCAAUGUACUAUAAAAUAUACAGGGAAGCGGAUCGUCAAGAAAGGCUACUAUACCGGAGCAAAGUCGCAGCAUUAUUGCUCAACAAGCAUUUACAAAUAAAUGGCAUAUCAGCGGGCUUAGGAUCAUUGCCGCCUGUAAAUCCUUCAGUACCAGAUUCACAAGCGGAAGAACCACAAAUUACUAGCAGUAGUAAAAUGAAACGAGAAAGAAAAGCUGCCAGGACUCUGGGGAUUAUCAUGUCUGCAUUUCUAGCGUGUUGGCUUCCAUUUUUUUUCUGGUACUUAAUCACAGCGUUGUGUGAGACAUGUGAAAGUAGUAGCACCGUAGUAGGAGCAGUGUUCUGGGUAGGCUACUUCAAUAGUGCCCUUAAUCCACUUAUCUAUGCCUAUUUUAACCGUGAAUUUCGUGCAGCCUUUCGCAAAACUCUUGAAAGUUGUUAUGGUUUCUUAGCACCUGUACCAGAUGUGAGACAAAUCCACAGAAAACAUGAUUUCGUUCACAGUAAUGCCUCAUCAGAAUUGCACAUACACAAUGCCGCUCGAGGAAGCGAAAUGACUAAUGUCCACAUGGAGGCGUGUAUUUAAAUAUAGUUUUUAGAUCCGUUAGAAAACUAUUAUAUUAAUAAAAAUCCUGUUAUAAACCGUAUUUUUAUUAAAGUGAUAUAGUAAGAAAUUUGUUAUUAA